AUGCAGACGCGCCUCACGAUAUCACGCCCGCAGAGUCUAAUUCUCAGCAGCAUGAAGGAGGUUCAGGUCCUGCCAACAUCACAGACGAACGACAGACUAUUGCUCAGCCCGACUCUGUCUCUCAGCAAAACGGAACUGUUGAAGAUGAGAACUAGAGACAAGAAGAAAAGCAAGAAGGCCGUUCUCUCGGGCAAGGUCAAAAGGCUGACAGAACGGAUGAAAUUCAACAAGUCGUUCAAGCGCAGACGCGACAGAGGCCCGGAUGGAGAUGGAGGUGCUGGUGCUGGUGGUAUUAGCUACAUGGCCCCGGCGGCUUGA
Messenger RNA from Phaeoacremonium minimum UCRPA7, 318 nucleotides. RefSeq lists its product as hypothetical. NCBI's taxonomy places the organism in Eukaryota, Fungi, Ascomycota, Sordariomycetes, Togniniales, Togniniaceae. The coding region runs from base 1 to 318 and encodes 105 amino acids. The record is from RefSeq and is a predicted model, not a curated record. The transcript is spliced from 2 exons.